Messenger RNA from Branchiostoma floridae (Florida lancelet), 3724 nucleotides. Its product is annotated as glutamate receptor 2-like. Bases 114 to 3092 code for a protein of 992 amino acids. NCBI's taxonomy places the organism in Eukaryota, Metazoa, Chordata, Leptocardii, Amphioxiformes, Branchiostomatidae. Gene Ontology annotation, molecular function: glutamate-gated receptor activity. Gene Ontology annotation, cellular component: plasma membrane. The record is from RefSeq and is a predicted model, not a curated record. The transcript has 20 exons. Gene Ontology annotation, biological process: monoatomic ion transport.
CAUCAAAGAGCGAACGCGCAGGAGUCAGAGGAACAUCGGAGUCCUCUCUCGUCUCUAAGACACAGGAAGAUGUGUUCUCCGCGACUUGUACACGUCUGGGGAAUCACUUAGAGAUGGCAGGACCCAGACCACGGCACACGCUCGCUGAGUGCCCGUGGUCAAAGAUGGGGACGAGUACAGCGGUUCCGCGGAUGGGGAUGCGUCUUCUUCAGACCAUGCUGGUCAUGGCUGUGUUCGGCAAACUUAUGGUCGGUGCAGCAGCGGUUCCUGCAAGGAUCCGGAUUGGUGGAAUAUUUACCCACGAGAACAAGAUUGAAGAAGAGGCCUUUAAGUUUGCUGUGAUGUAUGUAAAUGAGAUGAUGCCUGAACUGCUGCCGAGAACCCGGAUUGACUACAUUAUCAAUAGAACCAUGCUGCUGCCAGAAUUCGUUGGCAUACAAGCAGUUUGUCACCAGGCUCGCUCCGGAGUGGUCGCCAUUAUCGGACCGGGAACCUCUUCCGGGGUUAAGUUCAGCAACGCCGUGUGUUCCGGUCUGCACAUCCCGCACAUCGCACCCAUUGCGACGGACCCCACCCUUGCCAACCCAGAGUUUUUCCCGUAUCUACUCCGAAUGUCUGCCCCGGACUCGGUGCAGAGUCGGGCUCUCGUGGACUUGGUGACGUAUUUCGGGUGGACACACAUGGCAAUACUCACUUCUAGCGACGAUUAUGGUAUCCAUGGCUUAGUGGAAUUUCAAGCUAUUGCAGCCAGGAAGAAGUGGGGCAUUGUGAGUGUCCAGCAGUUCCAGACCGGAAAUGACGUCAAAUCCGUCAACGCUACGUCACAACUGAAACACAUAGUCGGAACAGGUGUCCGCGUGGUUAUUCUGAACUGCCUGGCCCAGCAUGCCACGCGCGUGUUACAGCAGGCAGAGCAUCUCGGGAUGACCCGCCGAGGCUGGGCCUGGGUCGUCACGGAUGGCGUCACUACCAAGAACACCACAUACCUGACAUCACCGGUGCCCAGCUAUCUCCAGGGCCUGAUCGGCACGGACCCGGACAUCGCGCAGGGCACACUGCUCAGGGAGGUCCGGCAGGUGUGGGAGAACGCUGAUCGGGGCCGGUUUCCACAUGCGGGGCAAUUCGAGGUGGAGUCCAACUUCGGUCAGUUCUUCGAUGCGGUGCUAGCUAUCGCGCAUGCUCUGGACAACAUAUUCCGGGACGGACACCACAUAGAGGAGGAGAAGCUGGACUGCUGUGAGGAGAAGCGACCCUGGAAGUACGGCAAACUGGUGUUGGAAUAUCUCAAAAAGGUAGAAGAGGACGGAGUGAUGCGGCGGCUGCGGUUCUCCGGACACGGACAUCCGAACAACCCGAGCUACGGGAUCAUGAACCUGCUGUGCAGUGGCUGGAAGAAGGUUGGCAGUUGGAGCGAGGACACGAGGCUGAUCAUGCACAACCCGCCCGUACGGUUCAUGGGCGGGGCGGACAGUGUGGUGGAUUACGUCAGCGAUCUGAUGAACAGGACCCUGAGGGUCGUGACGAUAGAAGAACCCCCCUUCAUCUUCUACAGCGAGAAGGACGAGCACGGGCGGCCAAGAAAUGGGAACGACAGAUUUUAUGGGUUUUGUAAGGAUAUGCUGGAACACUUCAGUAAACACCUGGGGUUUAAGUACGAGAUGUACAUGGUGGAGGAUAAGAACUUCGGUGCGAGGGAUCCGGUCACAGGGAAGUGGAACGGGAUGGUGCGAGACCUUGUCGUUAAGAAAGCUGACGUCGCGGCUGCAUCGUUCACCAUCAGCUACGAGCGGGAGCAGGACAUCGACUUCACCAAACCGUACAUCGACAUCGGGCUGACGUUCGUGCUCAGUAACCAGAUAGAGAAGGAGGAUCGUCCGUUCAAGUUCUUAGACGUCUUCGAACCCAAUCUGUGGCUCUUCAUUCUCCUAAGCACGCUGGCGGUCUCCUUCUUCAUCUCGUUGGUGAACAAGUUGAGUCCGUCAGGCUACCAUGGACACUUCGUCCAGGAGGAAGAGCCGACCUUGUUAGCAGAGGAAGAAAAACCGGCAGAGAUAAAAGAGAAGAAAAAGGAAAUGAUCGGGAUGAUGAGUCUGAACAACGCUCUGUACUUUGCCGUGGCCUCUCUGCUAUUCCAAGGAGGCGACAUUUUGCCAAAGAGCGGACCAGGUCGGAUCACUGCAUCCCUGUGGUGGCUGGUGACAGUCAUCAUUGUCGCCACGUACACGGCUAACCUGGCGGCCUUUCUCACCGUCUCCCGGAUGGACACGGACAUCAACUCUGUAGAGGAUCUCGUAUCUCAGAAACUCGUCCAGUAUGGGACGGUACAAAACAGUCAGCCCCUAUCGUUCUUUGAGUCAUCCAGUAUCCACACAUUCGAGACCAUGGCUCGCUACAUGAAGGUUCACAGCACUCUGACAAUGAGCUCACGAGACGGCAUAGAAAAAGCGCGUGAGGAGAGGUACGCGUUUAUCUGGGACAGCGCCGUGCUGGACUAUGUCGUCAAACAGCCUCCUUGUAACCUCCGCACAGUCGGCCGUCUGUUCGGGAAGAUCGGCUUCGGAUUCGGCCUCCAGAAAGGUUCCGCCUACACCGAUGCCUUCUCCAUCGCUAUCCUACAAGCCAGAGAGUCAGGGUAUUUGGAUAAGUUGAAAGAAAAAUGGUACACUGGGGAGUGUCACGACCAGAACUCGGCCACGACGGUGACCAAUGACAAGAUGGACGUGUCCAAGCUGCUGGGGGUGUUCUACAUCAUCUAUGUUGGGAUGGCGGUCAGCGUGGUGGUGCUGAUCGUGGAGUGGGUGGUCGCGUGUAUGAUGGCGGUGGACCAAACUGACCCAGAGGCUCCCAAGACCUUUCUCGAGGCCUUCAGAAGACGCCUGACGAUCUUAGAGCGCGACAUCGAGGAGAACUGGUUCCCGACCCUCGCCAAGCGGCGGAGGAAACAACAAGAACAGAAGAACAACGUCAAGAAGAGAUCCUUCAGUCGAAGCUCCUCAAAAUCCGGCGACUUUAAGAACUCGCGCUCUGCCGGGAGUCUCAAGAUCAACGGGAACUUGCCAGAUACUGUAAUAGACACCAGUACUAAGGUUUAGACAAAUUGUGCGAAAUUGGGAGCUUUUUUUUUGAUACAGCAAUGGUAUAUACUGUAUUCGAACGAAUUGACAUUGUAAAGGCAUUUUACACUAUUUCCGUAUACAAAGUAAUGCCCUACCAACAAGCUUUUAAUUGGUCUUCUGACAAGAAAAAAAAAACCGCAUAUAUGAGAACCCAUCAAGCAUCCCUAUACCGAGACGGGGGCCGAUACCUACAACCGGAACCUUUGACCCAUUGCUGACGUCACAGGUUAUUCCGUUAAGGUCACGUGACAUAGAAUUUUGGUCAUUCCAGCUUGAAAGGAUUCAGAGGACUGGUCGAAAUCUUGUUGGUGAUUGUUUUACUUUGUGUACGAAAAUGGUGUAUAAAAAAUCUUUAUAAUGGUAUACAGGUAAUGGGUGGUCUUUCCCCUGCAAUUUUGAUAACUUCAUUGCAGUAGUUUUGGCAAGGGUAGCGAAGAUUAUAUCUAAAUUAGAUCUUGAAUGUACAUGUACGAGAUAAACUUGAUACAUAUAUGGCUCGUCGUUUCUGUAGUCAUACAAAGUUAUAGGAAGAAUAUCUUAAAAUUUAAGGUAUUGUGGUCUAUAUUCUGCAUCAGAUACUGCGAAGCGUAGGACAUUUUGCCGUUUUU